Molecule: messenger RNA, 1566 nt
Organism: Mycena indigotica
Lineage: Eukaryota; Fungi; Basidiomycota; Agaricomycetes; Agaricales; Mycenaceae
Product: RING-type domain-containing protein
Exons: 3
Coding region: 1-1566 (521 amino acids)
Source: RefSeq, a predicted model, not a curated record
AUGGUGAACUUCGAAUGGACAAGUCCAGUCAGACGCGCCCCAAACCGUCUUUUACUUUCCCCAAUCCCCAAUGAGCUCUAUCUAAAAAUAUUCGGUUUUCUGGAACCAUCGUUGGAGACAAGUCCCUCCGAAAGCAAUGCGACACUCUCGAACUUGGCAAAAGUAUGCCGCUUUUUCUGCGUGUAUGCCAUUUCUCGGAUGUAUCGUUCCCUUGACCUCUCUGGAGAGUUGGAUGAAGGAGCGACCAGCAAUGGACAUAACGCGCUUUGUGGUUUGCUGGCGAAAGGCGAGACUUAUGCAAGCUCGGGCAGACCGCUCGACGAUAGUAUGGAACUCGCCCUACAAGUUGCUUCGUUUGUGGAAGAAUGCACGUUUAGAGAUUGGCAAUCAAGCAAGCCUGAGCGUUUGAUGCCAAUGGCAGAUGCAUUUCUCGCUCGCAACGCGCGCGCUGUACGACGUUUACCGAAAGUCACCAAGAUAACUCUCAUCAAUACUCCGCUCACUGGUCCGUUGAUCCAGAUGGCCUAUAAAUUAAGGUCGACGUUGACGACGCUUUGCAUUCACCAGUGCCCACUACCGCAACCGUUAUCGCAGGAUGAACGAGCCCGCCUAUCUAAACUCACUCUUUCCUCGCUUGAAUUCUUCUCGGGCGCCCUGACGACGCCGUUCGACUUUCCUCCAGACACGUUACGAUUGCAGAAUCUGGUUACAUUCAAAACCGACAGCGCUCAGUUGCGGGAGUACUUCUUCCGGAGACCUCACCCUAUGUUACGUUGCUUGGAACUCGAUGAUAUGCAGCUUUCCGAGAUGCCCCUAUUCUUUCAUCGGCUCCAAAACUCCCCAGCAUUGACGAACCUUAGCAUCCUCAAUGUCACAAUCCUGCGGUCUGAAGACGAUGACCCACCUAAAGUGCAAAAAUUCGCGGAUGUUGCGCUGCCCACACUAGAAACCCUUUCAAUCCCCGCUCUAUUACUCGACUCGUGUCUAUGCCCGACCGUGCGGAAGCUUUCCGUUCUUGGAACUCAAAGUGAUUUAUGCGCUCCUGGUGCCAUCGCUUUCGCAGCAGCGGGCAUUCACUCUCGUCUUCCCCUGCGGACCUUUCCAUCUCUCAGUCGGACCAGUAUUACGCCUCGACAACUCACGACAAGUUGCUUGACAGAACUGCAUAUCCCGCAACCUAUUUACUUGAGCAUUCCUAUCCAUAAAAAUCUUCCGACCCUCGAAGUCUUAGUUCUUUCUUGGUGUCAUCUGAACUUCAAUUGGCCUCCUCGUAAAGCUAUCCACCAUCAAGGUAUAAUCGAGUCCCUCAGCGGCAAGGGCGUGUUUCCUAGACUGCGUGAAUUACGACUUGAACUUUUUCACGGAUUUUCGGAUGAAUAUGCAGAUUAUAUGAACUGGGACCUUGCAAAAGAACGGUCAUUGAUAACAGGUCACCUCUCCAUGAUGUUUCCUCGACUGAUGUUCUUCACUCGAACACCUGUUUUCAUCUGGGAACGCUCCGGCGACAAUGCAAGGUGGAAUGUCAUCAUACCUCACCAGUACAAAAAACUGGUUAACUCGAGGUAG